Lactuca virosa is the source of this 1455-nucleotide messenger RNA. The record is from the annotation of a GenBank genome assembly. NCBI's taxonomy places the organism in Eukaryota, Viridiplantae, Streptophyta, Magnoliopsida, Asterales, Asteraceae.
AUGGCGACAGUAACAAUGGCAACAGCAGUUGGUGCAGCUGCUCUGUUAUAUUAUACUUUAAACAAAAAACUACAAUCUGGCACAACACCCGAUGAUGAAGAAGAAAGUGAUAGCCUUGUACAAAGUCAUGGUCCUUCAGGAGUUGAACGAGUAUCCAAUAGACUAAUACAGGCUCCUGCAACAUGGCUGGAAAGCAUUUCAACUUUGUCAGAAACUCUUCGAUUUACAUAUUCAGAAACUUUAGGUAAAUGGCCAAUUGGAGAUUUAGCUUUGGGCAUCAGCUAUUUGUUAAAAAGACAGGACACUCUAACUGCUGCAACAGGGGCAGUUGUGCCAUUUCAUCAUACAAUUGUGCAUGAAGGAGGAGUUACUAAUUUGGUAUUAGGUUUUGCUCAUUGUGGAAUGUUUGCAACUGCUCGAUGGAUUGCAAAGCUUGCAACUCCUCUUCUUCUUAAAGCAUUCCAAGAUUACCCUGAUUAUAAGCUUCAAAUUGUUGGACAUUCUUUGGGUGGUGGAACUGCUGCACUUUUAACUUAUGUCUUAAGGGAACAGAAAGAACUCUCUACAACUACUUGUGUCACAUUUGCUCCAGAUGUUGAGGAUGAAUUUGAUGUGGAGACAAUGAUAAAGAAGCAAGAAACACAUGAUUUAUUCUGUCCAAAUUGCAAUUCUUGUAUCACAAAAAGAGUUAUUCUUCGUAAACGGAAACGUAAAAUCCCGGUUCCUGGUGAAAUUGCAAAGCGUAACAAGCCCAAAACUUCAAAUCCUUCAGAAGUGAAUCUUGUUUCUGAUGAUAUUCAACCGUUGAUAUCUAAUGAAUAUGAUCAUGAGAGGACCAAGAAACAUCGAUGGGAGGACCAAGAGUAUGACGAAUUGGAGGAGAGUUUGAUUGAUAGAAGAAAGAAUCUCAAACAAACGCCAAUUUUCACGAGCAUCAAUGAUGAUUUCAGCAGCAACAACGGUGGUUCAGUUGGUGUCUUGAAUGGAGAUCAAAAAAAAGAAGAAGAAGUCAAAGAUUUAAGUCAACAAAAUGGCAUAAAGGUUGAUGAAGAUGAUAUAGAGAAAGAGAAACAACAGACUUUAAUGUACCUUGUUUAUUAUGAUGCAGAUAAAGAUACUGGGUUGCGUCUUGAAUCAUCAAAAGGGGAAGCAAAUGGUGUUGAUUCGACUUUUCAUGGGAAAAUCCCCAUGAAAGACAACAUUAAUAUAACAAUACAUAAUCAAGAAAACGACUUCAAUAUAACAAUACACAAUCAAGAAAACGGGAAUGGUCUGGACUUUGUUAUCAACAACCAAAUUGGUGAACAUGAAAAGCAAAAUAACUUAUCCGAUAACAGCCUUCAUCCAUCAGAAAUAUCAUUUGAAGAAGUUGACAAAACAGAAAGCAGCGAAAUUGAAGUGAUUAAAGAUGUUGAGGAUGAAUUUGAUGUGGAGACAGUGAUAAAGAAGCAAUAA